CUUUUCUGGAUCCUCACCAUCCUCAGCCUCAAGUUCGUCUUCGAGAUGCUGCUGUGCCAGAAGCUGGUGGAGCACACCCGGGAGCUCUGGUAUGGGCUCAUCAUGUCGCCCGUCUUCAUCCUCCUCCAGCUGCUCAUGAUCCGAGCCUGCCGGGUGAACUGA
Molecule: messenger RNA, 162 nt
Organism: Pelecanus crispus (Dalmatian pelican)
Lineage: Eukaryota; Metazoa; Chordata; Aves; Pelecaniformes; Pelecanidae
Source: RefSeq, a predicted model, not a curated record